Panicum virgatum (switchgrass) is the source of this 447-nucleotide messenger RNA. Its product is annotated as EC protein homolog. The transcript has a single exon. Bases 61 to 300 code for a protein of 79 amino acids. Gene Ontology annotation, molecular function: zinc ion binding. Lineage: Eukaryota; Viridiplantae; Streptophyta; Magnoliopsida; Poales; Poaceae. The record is from RefSeq and is a predicted model, not a curated record.
UCGGCGUGCUCGCACCCUGAACUUGAACACCCGGCCACCGGUCAGGCAGCGGAGGGAGGCAUGGGGUGCGACGACAAGUGCGGGUGCGCGGUGCCGUGCCCCGGCGGCAAGGACUGCCGGUGCGCGUCGGCGAGCGGCGGGCAGCGGGAGCAGCACGCGACGUGCACCUGCGGGGAGCACUGCGAGUGCAGCCCCUGCACGUGCGGGCGUGCCACUCUGCCGUCCGGCCGGGAGAACAGGAGGGCCAACUGCUCCUGCGGGCCCGCCUGCAACUGCCCCUCCUGCAGCGCCACGGCCUGACCGAUCCAUGCGCGGCCCGAAGCUGUGAAGCUCUCGUCUGGUAGAGUCGCCCCGUCUAGACACACUCCAGCUGGAGCUGGAAGCUCGCAUGUUAUAGUCGCAUCUCUUAGUGUUAAAAGGGUAAUAAAGGGCUUGUGCAAGUUCAGG